Messenger RNA from Trypanosoma theileri, 3855 nucleotides. RefSeq lists its product as uncharacterized. The record is from RefSeq and is a predicted model, not a curated record. The coding region runs from base 1 to 3855 and encodes 1284 amino acids. NCBI's taxonomy places the organism in Eukaryota, Euglenozoa, Kinetoplastea, Trypanosomatida, Trypanosomatidae. The transcript has a single exon.
AUGGAAAAAGACGCUAGGGUACUAAUCCAUUGGGUGCGGAAAUGGAAUGUAAUAAAUGAUGCUCUCAUUUACUUUGCGAAUAGUUCUCACGCACUACAUUCUUUUUCAGUUAGUAAUCAUAACGGUAUCUGUGAGAGCAAUAAUGAGAAUAGUAAUGAAAAACUAAACUCUUUUUCUCUAUUGGAAUCAAGAGAAGAUACGAAUAACAAUAAUUUGGUAUCUACACAAGAAGAUGAAAGAAAUCAAGGGAAAAAAGAAACAAGUGAAAAACAUGAGGAAAAAACUUCUUUUACAGAAGCAGCAGAUAUUGGAAAUAUAUCGAUGCUUUAUGCUGAAGUGUAUGGUAUGGUAUCGAUCUACGGUAAGGUGGGAUUCUGGUCUAAUGCUGUUGUUCUUCAGCAUCUUCUCGCCUCCUCUAUUCGUGCCUGGUUGGAGCAACUGUGUAUAUGCAGUAAUAACCGACUUUGUAUAUAUCCAUUACAGGAUACUGGGGAAUUAACUCCACCACAAUUAUCGUGGUCAACAGAGAUGCUUGAAAGUCUUUGGGAAGAGGCACUGCAGGCAAAUAGUAAAUCAUGGUUACAGUCUGUGGGAAAGUUUGCAGUUGCAGAGAUAAAGAAUUCAUCCAUUUCUAAAAGUCAAAUGGAUAACGAACCAGGUGAUGAUCAUAAUAAUGAUAGUUAUAAAGAUAAUAAUAAUAAUAAUAAUAAUAAUAAUAAUAAUAAUAAUAAUAAUAAUAAUAAUAAUAGUGAUAGUAAUUAUAAUAGUAGUAAUAUGAGAGUCCAUACGAAGGAUGAAGAAGAUGUAAUGGCACUUCAUACACUUGUUAGUUUUUCCUUACAUUAUAUUCGUAUGCGGUGGCUUUUAAAGAUUGUAUUUCUUCGAGUGGAUGUUGAAAUGAAUGAAAUUGCAUGGCGUAUUCUGCGUAGUUCUGUAUUUUUAACACUACAGUAUAAUAAGAUUAUGAUUGAAAAGAUUCUCUGUCAUGCAGCGGAGCAGUGUCUAGUAAAGAAGUGUUUUGAUAAUAAUAAUAAUAAUAAUAAUAAUAAUAAUAAUAAUAAUAAUAAUAAUAAUAAUAAACUCAGAUUAUCAGCAUCAACUUCAGAAGAAGAUAUGGAAGUCUCUUCCUUUCCUUAUCUAUUACAACGUAUUUGGAAAGGUGAUACGUCUCUUAUCUUUCGAGUCUUCACAAUGUUAGAUGACUGUCGGGCUUCUAGCAUUACAAAUGCCGUUACGGAAAGAGUUGUGGAACUCUGCAAACAACAGGGAUUUGAAUUGGCGCAGGUGAAAUUGGGACCUCUCCUUGUUCACACUGGAAAGUGUAAUCCCAAUAAUAUUAAUAAUAAUAAUAAUAAUAAUAAUAGUGAGGAGAUGAAGAAGAAUACACCUACACUAGAGGAUGUUACCGCUUCCUUACAUCAAUGUAUGAAUGCCUUCUUACAACUACGCAGUGCUGUUCUUCUCUUCUUUGGUGGGACCAAACACUUUCUUGAUAAAAUCUCACAACUUGGAAGAGAACGGGCAGCACAGGCCACACGUGCAUUUUCUAUUGGAUUUUGUCAAGGCGAUGUUCUCAUGAAGUUUGUGGAUAUCUGGGCUAUGCCAAUGUGGCUGCAUACAUGCACAGAAGAGUGUAAACGGCCAUUACGAGAUACAGGAAGUUUUCCAUACGACUCUGAUGGGGAACAUCUCAAUAAUAAUAAUAAUAAUAAUAAUAAUAAUAAUAGUGAUAGUUCUGUUAUUUUUCAUUCUAUGAGUGAAGCCCUCUCACAAUUAGGGGAAACAGAAGAGACCUCCCUAAAUGGUACUCAAAGGAGUUAUCAUCAUCAUUAUAAUAAUAAUAAUAAUAAUCAUCAUCAUCAUCAUAAUAAUGAUAAUAACAGUACUAGUUCAGUACCUCCACAUCCUGGAUUGGCAACCCUUAUCUUUUUUAUUAGUCCAGAACUUCGUUUACUUGAAGAGUUUGAAUUACACUUUGCGGUGGCGGUCCAACAACACCUGGAGGAUCUUCUGGCGAAGGAACAAGGUGUAAGUGAGACUCCACGUUCUCUCCCACGUGAGGUUUAUCAAUGUUGUGUAUUUCUUCUUAAAAUGACGAAUCAAAUGCUACAGCCAAUUGCAGCUGGAGGAAUCUACGCAACACUUCGGGCUGUGCGAAAAGGUAUACAAACCUUUUUUCUUCGCCGUGAACCCUCCGUGAUUCUCACCUUGGCAAGUGCAUUAUAUACACAAGUGGUGCGAGAUACCGCGGUAGAUGCGGGUCAUCUUGAGAUUGUGGAUACUAUUCUUGAACUUGUUUCUCUUCUUCACUCGAAAGAUCUCUUUAUUGACUGUUAUGCCGGUCUGUUGGCACCAAGACUUAUGAAGAUGCGACAGGUAACGGAAUUAGAGGUGGAUACGGAAGUUAUUUCACGUUUAUCGGUUCGAUUAGGGAAUUCAUUAGCCUCUGAUCUCUUUGCAUUAUUGCGGGAUGUGCGAGGAAGUAUGAUAGAUGUUUGUUGUGUUAAUGCUACUAAUACUACUGUGAUGGAAGAUUCAUCUCCAUUUAUGGAUGAUGUACGUGUUCUCUGUAGUGCUAGAUGGGAAAAGUAUACACCUGUUAUGAUACGAUUGACAGAGAUGCAAUUACACUUUCAGACAGAAGGAUGGUUUGAUGAAAGUAUGUUAAAGACGGUGGAAGUGUUUGAGAAGUGUUAUGAUGCCUAUAUGCAUAAAAGUUCAUCCACUCUGGAAGAUGGGAGAAAUAAUCUCUUUAAUAAUAAUAAUAAUAAUAAUAAUAAUAAUAAUAAUAAUAAUAAUAAUAAUAAUAAUAAUAUGAAUAAUAAUGAUGAUAGUAGUAGGAACCCACCGCAUCAUUAUAAUAACCUUCAGUACUCCAAUACCAAUCAUAACCAUCAUAUUAUUACCAAUACGAAUAUUUCUCAUUAUAAUAACAGUAACAACAACGAUAAUAAUAAUGAUAAUAACAGUCAUUAUUAUUAUUAUCAUGACAACAGCAACAAUAACAAUAACAAUAUGAACCGUGAAAGUAGAUUACCUGCAUCUCUGGUUUCUCCCAUGGGAGUCGCAUCCACAACUACACAUCGUGGAGUUCAGCGACGACUUCUCUCGUGGUCGUUGGGCGCUGGAACUCUCACAGUUGUUUGUCAUGCCGCACAAAUAGAAAAAGAUGAGCCGGAGAGUACUGUGCAGAUCACCAUGCCGCCUGUUGGAUUACUAUUACUGCAGGCAUUAGAGCGACAGGAUAGAUUGUGUAGUACAGACACAGACACAAGCAGAGCUCUCACAUUUGAGGCACUAUAUUCUUUAUUACCCGUGAAAGUACCAAAGCCACUUUUUGGGGUACUGUUGAGUGGAUUGGUCCGACAUGGCAUCGUUCGCAGACACUUCCACAGUGAAGAGGAAACAGACACUAAUAAUAAUAAUAAUAAUAAUAAUAAUAAUAAUAAUAAUAAUAAUAAAAGAGUCGGUGUGAAUGGAAAGGGUUUCUACACGUACACUCUACCAUCUAACUUCACGGCUUGCAAAAAGCGAAAGAUUGUCAUUGAUGCGGCGGAUGCCAUUCAUCAUUGGGUCCCACACGCACAGGAUCCCCGCGGUGAGGGCAAAUCCUCUGUGAAUGCCCUCAGUGGAAUGGUGGAUGUGGAGCGAAUGAAGAAACUGGAGGCCUGUAUUGUGCGGAUAAUGAAAAGUAAACGUCGACUCUCUCACGUGAGUCUCUUCAGUUGUGCGGCGGAGCAGUUGGGAAUGCAGUUUGCGGUCACGGGGCCCAUGUUGAAGUCGUGUCUGGCGGAAUUGAUUGAACGGGAGUUCCUUGCACGGGAAGGGACGGAUAAUUAUAUCUACAUUGUGUGA